Molecule: messenger RNA, 4119 nt
Organism: Python bivittatus (Burmese python)
Lineage: Eukaryota; Metazoa; Chordata; Lepidosauria; Squamata; Pythonidae
Gene: PTPN7
Product: protein tyrosine phosphatase non-receptor type 7
Biological process (GO): signal transduction; protein dephosphorylation
Cellular component (GO): plasma membrane; cytosol; cell junction
Molecular function (GO): protein tyrosine phosphatase activity; protein kinase binding
Source: RefSeq, a predicted model, not a curated record
UUCACUUUUCUUUUCACUCUGCAUGUACAUCUCCUAGAGCCACAGAGCCUGGCUGAAACUGUGGAGAUGAUGAAGUUGCUGGCAGCGUGAGGUGAGAGAGGAUCUUAUGGAAAAGGACAGGUGCUUUUCUGGGGCCAUGGGUUCACUGAGCUGCAUACCUUCUCUGCUUACUGGCCUCUCUUACCUAAGUUCAACAAAUCCUUUGCUGGCACAGCCCAGUCCUGGCCUGUUCAGCAUGUCAGAGAGAUCAUAGUUUCAGCAUGCUGCAUGAGCAAGCGAGGGUGAGAAUGGACAAGACUACCCACAACAAUCAGGAAGUUAAGAAACAUGUGCGUCUGCAAGAUCGAAGGGGCUCCAGUGUGUCACUGGUAUUGGACAUGAGUUCUCUGAGCAACACUGAACCCAUUUUGCAAGUCUCUACCCCUAGAGAUGUCACAGUGCAGUUUUUGAACACUGCCAGUCAUGUCCUAACACAGAAGAUGCUCCAGGAAUGGAGCUGCAGUCUGGAAGAGCUUCAAGAGGAGUUUGCGAAAAUCCCCUCAAACUUCAUCAGUCCAGAAGAAUUCAACAUUCCUGGACGGGCAGCAAAGGAUAGAUACAGAUCCAUCCUGCCAAAUCCCCAGAGUCGUGUCUGUCUCAAGAGUGUCAACUUUCAAGAAGAGGAGUCUUACAUAAAUGCAAAUUACAUUCGGGGUUAUGCUGGGCAGAAGAAGGCCUAUAUUGCCACACAGGGACCCAUGCUAAAUACAGUCAAUGACUUCUGGACAAUGGUGUGGCAAGAAGAAACUCCACUCAUAGUUAUGCUCACCAAACUCAAAGAAAGGAAAGAGAAAUGUAUUUGUUAUUGGCCUGAAACAGAAGCAUCCUACGGACCAUUUACAAUUCAAGUCCAAGACAUCUGUGAAUGUGACGACUAUACCAUUCGUAGUUUUUCCCUGCAGUUCAAAGAUGAAUGUCGCACUGUGAAACAUAUUGUCUUCUCAUCCUGGCCAGACCAGAGGACACCAGAAUCAGCCAAGAUGCUCUUGCAUUUGAUUUUUGAGGUGGAGAAAAUUCUGCAGGCUGCACAAAACUCAGGACCAAUUGUUGUGCACUGUAGUGCAGGCAUUGGGCGGACAGGCUGCUUUAUUGCUACCCAGAUCGGAUGCCAGCAACUAAAGGACAAAGGAGAAGUAGAUAUUUUGGGAAUUGUCUGCCAGCUACGCAUAGACAGAGGUGGAAUGAUACAAACCAGUGAACAAUACCAGUUUAUCCAUCAUACACUUGCCAUGUAUGCCUCACAGCUUCCUGAGUUCACAGACAACUAAUCCAUCAUCAUUAUCCAGUAGCAAGAGGAACUGUUUAUAACUUGAUACUUUGCUUGGAAGAGCCUUUUUCUGAUAGCAAGAUAGUGAAAUAUUUAUAUUUCAACCAUUUGAAGUAUAUAGCUCAUACAAGAACUAUUUGGUUGUUGGUUUCAUAUAAAGGGAAUUUAGCUGGAUGGAGACUUUUAAUUUCAUUUCUUUAAUGUUUUGAACUUCCUGUGUAACUUUUGUAAAAAUAAUUUUCAUUUCAAGUCUAUUAAAAUACUGUUCUGUUAACCAUCUAGAAUAUAUAUGAUAUUUAAAAUUACUGAUCCCAAAGCAACUAAAAUUUAGACCCAAUGGAUUAAUCUUAUUGCAAAAAAGUAAAGAGGUUGCAUUUUGAAGCGACAGAAAGCUGGCUUCAGCUGUCAAGAUUAUUCUGUCUCAAUAUUUCUAAUCUGAAAAAGCCUUUGCUGGACCUAACUGUACUAUACAAUUUUUGUUCAGUCUAAAACUUCAGCUUUGUGAGAAGGUGGUUGGGCUAUGGCUACAGAAGCCCUGGAAGAAACUGAUUAUCUAGACCUCCCUCAGUCAGGUUUCAGUGUGGGACAUAGUGCUAAAAGAAUAUUGGUCAUGUUUGUUGAUGAUGUCUGGGGGAGCCAGGAUGGGGAUACUGCAGCCAACCUGGUUCUUGGUGGGUUUUGAUGCUGUCACCCAUAGUUUCCUUCAGGCUUACUUGCAGGGAUGAAGAGUAGGGGCAUUGUGUUACAAUAAUUCUCCUUCUUUUUCUGUGGUCAGGUCCAGUUGGUGUUGAUGGAAGGGGGGAGGGAUCAAGUCUGUGGCCCCAAAUGUGUGGGGGCUCAAGACUAUCACCUCUUUGUUUAACAUCUAAAUAAGGCUGUUGGGCGAGGUCAAGCAUCAGUUUGGAGUCAGGUAUCAGCAGUAUGCUGAUACCCAGCUAUACAUCUCAACCUCAGGUCGACCAGGUGAUGCCGUCAAGGUCUUUUCCUAGUGUCUGGAGGCUGUGGAUGUUCUGGAUGGGGAGCAAAAGGUUCAAGCUUGAUCCUGACAAGAAUGAGCGGUUAUGGGUUUUGGAUCCCCUGGACCAGGGACAUUCCAUCUUUAGUCCUGAAUAAGGUUGCACUUCAGAACUGGUGCAUAAUAUGGGGGUUUUCUUGGAGUCACAGCUCCUGCUUGAGGAGCAAGUAGCAGCUAUGGCUAAGAAGGCCUUUGCACAAAUCUGUCUUGUGUGCCAAUUGCACCUCUACCUGGACCAGAUAGUCCUUCAAUCACUUUAUCAUCUCACAUAUGGACUCUUGUAAUGCAGUCUACAUAGGGCUGCCCUUGAGAAAUACUCAGCACCUGGUCCAGAAUGCAUCACUAUGGGCAAUUAUGGGUAUGUCACAUCAUGCCCAUAACCUUUGCUUUGUGAGCUACAUUAGUUACCAUAGGCCUCCAGAUACAAUACAUGGUGCUGGUUAUCCUGUAUGUUCCAGGUCCAUUAAGUGGUAUCAUAUAGUGAAAUUAAGAAAUAUGCCUUUCUGUCACAGCACCUGCCCUCUGGAACAGCAUUUCCCCUGAGACUUGUCUGCCUUCACCCUGUCUGUGUUGAAAGAAGCCUUUAAAAUCUGGCUCUUCCCCCAGGUCUUGGGUUAGACUGGGUUGCAGGUCCUGUGGGUUGUAUUAUUUUCAAAUGAAUAGUCUUCCUUUCUCCAGAUGCCUGCGAUUUUAUUUUUAUUUUUUAUAAUUAUUUCAUUAUUAUAUGCUGCCCAGAGUUGCUAUAGAGUUAGGUGGCCUUAUACAUUUAAUUAAUUAAUUAGUUUGUAUUCAGUCAUAACAUACCGACUGAUUUAAGUAAGGUGCUUUACAUGAGAAAGUGAAUCCUCCAUGGAAAUGCAUGCAAUGACGUUUAAAUGUAGUUAACUUGUAAAAUAUUCAGUCUGUAAGCAUUAACACACAAUAGGUUUGUUGAAUGUACUACUGGCCUGCUAAUGUUAUAUUCAAAUGGAUGAGUCCACAAAGUAAGCAUAUUAUAUAUGCCUAGGUAAAGAUGGAAAACCUAUAAGAUAUUUCUCUCCAUUCCCUGUUUUAUAUAAAUUAGAUGCUCUGUAACUAAUCAGCUAAGCCUAAGAUACAUAGGAAGUUGCCUUAAAAUAAGGGAAAAUGCUAAUCCCAUUUGCUCAGCAUUGGUAAUAUUAUCUGAAAUGUAGACUCCAACUUCCCCAGCCAUAUUUUCAUAAGCAUCCAGUAAAAACCACAGUCACAUUUUACAAGUCAUGUCAUCAUGCAAAUGUUGCAGAUUAUGUACAGUAGUUUAUAUCGUUUGCACAGUGAUAUUAUGGUGUGAAUGACAUCACUUGCAUUCAUUGCACAUGCCUAGCCAUAUCUGGAGGGCUUAUGCAUGCAGAAUAAAUGUUCUACCUCUGAAUUGUGUUUUUUAUUAUGUUUUCUGUCAUAGUGGAAAAAGUAAACCAUGUUUGCUAAAAGGACUAAAGUUGUGCUGUAUCCUUUCUAAUCUUUCCCACCAAGGCCAGUGACCUAAGUAUAAUAAAUAUUUUGCAUGCAUGAAUCUUAAACAUUCCAGUUUAAAGCAUAAAAAUGUAGUCACUCACUUCUCUUUAUCUGAAGAAUGUACUAAGGAAAUUAUCCUCCAACCUCAUCAAACUGAAGAGUCAUUCAGAAAAGACAACUUAGUUAAUUGUGACUGAAAUAUUUUCUUACCACUUUUGCAUGUGUUUCUUUUCCUGAAAUUUAUCCUAAAAUGAAGCUAUGUGUUGUCAGCUUCAAGCAUUCAUAUGGCUUUGGAAAUGUAUUUGUAAUGCUUAUUUUUCUUUGA